Molecule: messenger RNA, 23943 nt
Organism: Spirodela intermedia
Lineage: Eukaryota; Viridiplantae; Streptophyta; Magnoliopsida; Alismatales; Araceae
Source: the annotation of a GenBank genome assembly
AUGGCUGACCUGAUGGUGGUCAGCUGGGGGGAGAGGGCGGUCGGUUUUCUUGACGCGGUGAGGAAGUCGUCGGCGAUAUCUUCGAAGAUGGAGCAUCUGCGGCAGCUGAAGGAGGUGCUGUUGCAGAGGGAGCCUCUCUUGCUGCACGACUUCGUGCCGCAGCUCGCCGAACUGCAGACCGGGCAGCCUAGCCCCGUCCGCAAGUUCCUCGCCGAGUAAGCAUAGUGUUUUUCUUCUUUCUCGAGUCUCUCUCGUUUUUUUCUUCUUCGUUAGAAGUGCAAUAAAAUUGAAUAACGGUAGAUAAUGGAUGUAGUUCGUGCAGAUGAUAAACCAAAAUUGCAAACUCCGUAUUCGGAAUAAUAUCUGUGAAAUGUCUAUGGUCAUAUUACUGAGAAUGUCUGUGCGUGUCAAUGGUCAUAUUACUGUGUUUCAAGCCUAAAUCAUUGAAGGGUUCGCUACAAAAAUAGAUAAAUCCAUGUCGGCAAGGAUGUUUCAAAUUCACCAAUUCUAACUAUUUUUUUGGUUUUAUUAGAUUUUUUGUGGUGCUCAACCGGAUUUUCAUAUCCUGUUAUUGUUUUGCUUAUGAUUAGAAUAUGCAGUUGUGCAAUGUGCUGUUUACUUACUCUUACUGUCAUGUUAUGUAAACUUUACCGGCUAGUUAUCAGUUGAGUUGUAUUAAAAAAAUUAAAUGGCAUCUCUAUAAUACACUAUUAUUUUGGUCAUACUUAAAAUAUGUGGACUUUGAAGCAAUAUCCAAUUUUUUUCCUUUAAGCAAUGCAUGUGAACAAUAAGAAGAAUAAAAUGAGGAAACAAAAAUGUGACAUAAAUUAAUAUGUUGACUAUGAUUUCAUAUAGAAUAAAAUAUUUACCGUAAAAAAUAUAGAUACUUCCAAAUACAAGGUUUUCAAGAAUAUUUUAAACUAUCUGCAUGUUUUUUCGGGUCGAUUAACUUUGUACUGAGCUUUUCCAUUAUCUCUUUUGAAGUCCAUGAGUUCAAUAUAUUUCUUGAUGGGAGGUCUUUUCUGUCCGCAGGGCAAUUAAUGAUAUUGGCAGAAAGAAUAUGGAUUUGCUACCCGAAAUGAUUCCUACUCUUAUUCAACUCUUAAAGGAUGGCACUCCAGCUGUGGCUCGUCAAGCUAUUUCUAGUGGAACUUCUUUGUUUGAAAGUAUUCUAGAAAAGCUAGUUAUGCAGGCAAGUUAAAAAAUAUCUUCGCCAUUCAGAUUUUUGGGCGAAUACAUGUCUUAUGUUAUUUUAAUAUUUUCACAUUUGAAUGAUCGGAGUAUUGUUAUUUAAUGCUUUCUUUCUUUCUUUUCUUCAUAAUUAUUAUUUAUCAACGAUGAAUUAGGAUCAUUUGGUCUCUUAUUUUUUCAGUUCAGGGUUAUCUAAUAAAAAUAAUUGCAGCAUGCUUGGUUGACAAUUGAAAAUGGAAUAUGAACUCAAUUGGGGAAACAAUGAACGUUAUCUAUUACUAGCAAGUCUAGCAUUCACUUGAGCUCGUGUUAAGGUGUUGGUUGGCAGUAAAAUGAUGAAGAUUGAAGGAUGCACAUGGAUAGUGAGCCCAUCGAUAAUCGUAUGAAAACUCAAUGAUGGAUUCAAAAUUUAUGUAGUUUUUAGCAAAGACUACAGUUAAACCUUUAGGACAUACAGUUUGACUGGGAUGUUAUGUUCUUUUGGACUCUCAAUGCUGUGUACAUAUUAUGAGCUCUCAUUUGGAAACUGAUAUUGGUCUACUUUGAAGUUAUGGUCGGACAUAGGAGGAAUGAAUGUAUUUAUCACAUUCUUUGUCUUAGAAAUACUUUGACACAGGAUGUACAUCAUGCGAAGAAACGUUCAUUCAUGAAUGUAAGAUGAUUUUUGUGAGAUUUUUCGCUUUUUUUAGUUUCUAGGGAAGAGCUACUUUUCAUUUAUGAUUCCUCUUACUGAUUGCAUGGGAAAGUAGACUUUCAUUGGUCUACAUCUGCAUACGGUUAUGAUUUUAGUGGGAUUAAAGAUGCCAGAAGUUUUUCUCCUUUUACUUUAUGAUUUUUCUUAACCAUACGGUUAUAUUAUAUUCAGUGCGUCUGAUGUCAGGAUUGGUGCUAACAUGAGUCAAUAAAUUUGCCCUUUUGCCUAUUCAAUGAAAAAGUCAGUAAGGUCAGAGUACUAUGGUUCAUGUUUGGUUACAAGUUCUGGACCGUCAUAUAUACACCUAGACAAUGGCAUUGCCAUUUGCUGUCUCAAGAGUUCAUGUUUUAUCUUCAGGCUUUUAGGUAGAUGAGAUCUCAUGCUAUGCUAAAUUGUUAGACAUGUCAAAGAGCCAGUUUCUCUAGGAUUUACAGCUAUUUUAUGGAACCUUGUCUUGUUGUUGAGGACAUGUUGUUUAAUGCUGUGAGUCGUUGCAGUGUUUACUUAAUAUUACGGGUGUUCAUGUUCAAACGGUUGAGAGGUUUAGCAAAUAGUACAUUUGUUGUCCUGAUUUUGGAAUGAUUAUUAAUAGUUCAAAGGUGGAUACGAUCAUAUCUUUAUGUACUUUUUGCUUUAAGAUGUCAUCUUUUUUGCUAUGAAAUUCCAAAGGCAUCAUGAUCUCUAACUUGGUAAUUAUUUAGAAUAUCGAACACUCGCAUUGUGGAAAUAAGUUCACACCUUUUAAUAGCCAAGGGAAAAAUCCAUGUCUCAUUUAUGUACGAUGAUAAAAUUCAUAUUACCCGAAACUCAAAAAUAGAUUUCAAAAACUAUAAUUUAUCAAGUGUUUAAGAUGCUGUAACAAAGCUAAGCUUUCGAGUUGGAAGUGAUCUUUAAUGAUAAAUUCGGAGUCCAAACUCUAAUUGCUUGUUUGUGCUCAUUAUUAUGUUCUCUAUUCUGCACUUGGAAGUUGGCAUGUGCAUAGGGGGAAUGCAGAGGUAUGCACAUAAUCACCUAAACGCUAUACUCAAUGGAGAGAUUUUAUCGUGGAUUGUGUUCAUAGUUUUCCAACCAUUGCUCAAGAAUACCAUCCUUUUUUUUUGGUAGCUGGUCGGCUUUCAAAGAGUCAGCACAUCCUUCUUUGUAGUAAUUCCACUUGUGAGUUUCGUGUGGCCAAGCUAAUAUAUGGUGGGUCGUCAGAUUGCAUAAGCUGGCAAUUUCCAUCGUAUUUCAUUAUUAUCCCAAGCUUGACAGUUAUUUUUUGGAACAGUGUGGAAUUUAUUUUAUCUCUUUUGUACGUUACCCUCAAAGACAAGACUAUACUGAAGGUUGAACUUGGUUCUAAUCGAUUUCCCUCAUUUCUUUGUUAUUGAAUGUUGUGAAUUGGGAUUCUUACCAAUCAUAUAGUCUGUUAUAGCUCUCUCUCGCUCCCUCUCUCUCUCUCUCUCUCUCUCUCUCUCUCUCUCUCUCACACACACACACACACACACACACACACACACACACACACACACACACACACACACACACAUACUACUAGGAAGAAUCUUUUUAAAGCCGUCCCCCUAUUGGUCUAGUUGUCCUUAUACCUGAUACUUGACCUUCUGGGUAUGUUAACUUUUGCCCGUUAAAUUCGUGCUUGCAUGCGGAUGUUAGAUGUAGAACGACUUUACUCGAGAUAGUUGCAAUUGUUCCACAGAUUUUACAGUAGGUGUAUGAAAUUCAAUGAAGGCACUUAGGUAAUGGUUCCCUGAAGAAAUGUUGAAAAGCUUUAAGCACAAACCAUUGGCCGCUUUUGCAACAUCUCCAGGGGUCGAACACUUUUUAGAUUUGUCUUUGAAUAUUAAUACUAUUCUUCAGUAUUUAACAUGGAGGAUUUUUUUCUCUGUUGAGACCUUUGAGCGUCUAACUUGAGUAACCCACAUGUGAGCAUCUUAUGCCAAAAACUACCCUGUCUUAUUCUCCACUUUGAACGAGAAAUAAUAUUGAUCUCAUUCAUGGAAGAUUGUGAUGCUUUUCAUCUUGAUUGUCAGUAGAUAAACUUCUUGUUAAGUAGAUGACUCAUUUUGGAAUCAAGACAACUUAAUUUAUAAAGGAUGAGUUUUGCUGCCUUGAUACACAAUUUUUCUAUUGUCACGACUUUUGCGUGUCAGAGCUGAGUCCUUGAAUCAAUGGAGUUUUCUGCAUGUUCUAUGCAUACAUCUUGGACAACCAUGGUGUCCAUUGAGGAUCUGAUUUUCCUUCUUUUAUUUGGAGUUUUCUUUUUCGUUCAUGGACUAUUCUUUACAGGGAUAAUCUUUCAGUUUAUCUAUGUUUUAGUAUCAAACAAGUUUCAUCAGUCUCUCUUUCUCUCGCUCUGCACUUUGGUUUCUUUUAACGUUUUACUUUCAUUGAUAAUAAUUUCCGAUCGCUUUAAUGGAUAAUAUGAUCCAUGGGAAUGUGUAAAUAUGGUGAAAUAUUCUGACGAGUGCAACUCUUUUCAUGGGCACAUGAGUCUAUUUUCUGCUUUUGCUGACAUCAUAUUUCUAUUUCUCCUUUGGAAAAAUGAACUUUUGUCUUCACUUCUCUUGUCUUUUCUCUUUUCCAGGGUUUGCACUCAGGUGAAAUUGAACAGUCUUUGGAUCUGUCAUGGAAGUCAAUGUUGACAUUUAAGGAUUCUGUGUUUCCAAUAGCUUUUCAGGUAGUUUUACUUUUUCUGAGGAGAAUUGCUCGUUAGUCUGUACUGCUGUUCUGGUUCUGACUUGUCACCUUAUCUGCAAGCCUGGCAAUGACGGAGUAAGGUUGUUGGCUAUAAAGUUUAUUGAAAAGAUGAUUCUUCUGUACACUCCAGACCCUAGUGUUUCGUCAGAGCCACCCGGUGAAGUUGGCAACGGUAUUUAUUGACAACCCUGCAUAUAUUAUUAUACAAUGACCCAAUAAAGUACGUCUUAAAUUGGAUAAUGUUUUUGGGCCUGUGAUCAGGUUUCAGCAUAUCAUGGGUGCGUGGGUGCAAUCCAGCGCUUGAUGUCAGUGACCUGGCCACUGAAUCUAGUCAAAGCUUGGGCAUGCUACUUGACCAGCUUAGAAUGCCUCAUGUACAAUCUCUCAGUAAUUCUAUUAUCAUUGUGUUGGUUAACUGGUUAGUGGAUCAUCCCACUUGUUUUGCCUUCCUUUUUCAGUUAAUGUAUUGAAGUUUUAAGUACAAAUCAUAGUUUUCAUUUCACUCUACUUCAGAUGGUGAUUCUGUUUAAGUCUCUCUGUGGACUGUUGUCGCAUUAGUAGCCAACUUAAAGAUAAGGAAUAUAUGUAUGCUAAAUCCCAGCGGGUUCGCAGUUGCUGACAAUUCUAUUGCAAUCAUACAGUCAAUUGUGUAUAACUCAUCAACCUAUCUAACCAAAUGUAUCAGCUCUCUUGUGAACCUGCAUAACAGCCAUAUUUUUCUUUCUUAUCAUUAAUUCACGAAUUAAGUCCUUCUUGAGGAAGCUAUUCAGUUAUGAUUAUAUUCUUCUAUUGAAUGGUUCCAUUGCAUCCCAUGUGUGCUUUAAUCCUGUGUAUCAAUGUUGGGAAUGUCGGUACUGGUUUCCCACCUCCCCCACCCAAGUGAAAAAAGUAUAUUCCAAGGAAGGACGAUUGGUAUACAUUUGAGUAUUUUCUUAAAUGAAGCUUAUCAGGAGCUCAACUGCCAGAUAAUUCAUAAGUAUUGUCCUAUUAAAGGCCUGAAGGUAGAUAAUUUAUGAUGAUAGUAUUUAAUAUCAACUGAAUAUAGAAAAUCAUUCCCGGUUGGAAAAUUGAAUGGAUUAAGCUCCAUGUAUUGCACCUUGUUCUCUUUAAACUGAUGCUUAUUUCAGUUAUAACCACGGCAUGACUGAUCCCCAUUGUGUUUUGCUUUCAUUUUGGGGAUUAAAGGUAGAGACAAAAACAAUGACCACUUUGCGAAUUAACUUAAUGAAUUCCUAUGAAUUCUGCAAUCAUCCUUUUUUGAUUUGAGCUCUACUGCAAACUUUUCUGUUUUGGAUUGUUUGGCUUUCUCCCAGUCAACGAGACUUAUGAAUCUUAUAUUGUUUAUGAGAAGCCCUCGUCAAAGUAUGAGAGGUCUUCUUAAAAAUAUCACACUUGUACAUUGUUUUUUGCAACGUUGUACUUGUAGAGUUUCAUGUGAGGAGAAGGAAAUUCAGCAAAUAUAAAGCACAUGGAAAAUGACUAAUGAGCAUUAUGGUACUAUUGUCAUGCUUAGUGAGAGUCUCGACUCUACAGGGGGGGGAUUCUCAACUUGAGGUCGUAUCAGUAGGCUUGAAGUUUCAGUGUCCUGGGCUAUAGGAUGGACAACAUUGGUCUAUAGGAUGGUACUGACGCGUACAAUGUCUUGGGUCUUAGAUUCUAGGUUUAAUUAGUCAUCUUGACCUUUUAUUUUGUGGUUUAUUUAUCAUUUGGUAUGAUUCUCAACGGAAUGCAUCAAAAAAUGGCUUUCGAGAUUCGUGUAUUGUGAACCGUUGUCUUGGUGAAAUUUCCAUCUGAGGCGACAAUUAGCACUUGAGGAAAGUUAGUUAAUAACUUGAUGAGCAUUAUAAUGCUAAGUGAGGAUUUAGCUUGUGCUUAUUGAUCAGUUUCUUAGGCAUUGCCCUUGUGAGAAGGUGGCCUGGAUGCCUGGACUGCCCUGGGCUUUUAGCAUGGAUUUUGGUUUGCUUGAGCAAUUUGGGUGGUGGUGCCUAGGAUUUUUGAGAAACUCUCACUGGCCAAAAAACGCAUCACGGGUUCUGUAAAUUUGUCGUGAGAUGGCACAUUUCAGAGUCUCAUACCGCAGAGAACUUUGCAGGUUCAUGACGAGAACCAACGUUUUGCUCUCCAUAAUGUGGUUCUACCAGGAAUCACGGUGGUCUGACUCUGAUAUGCUUGCUGCGAGCACAAGUGCAUGAUAUCAGCAUCAUGUUUGACAGAUUAUAGCCAAUGUAUCAUGAUCCAUUGCAUACGAUUGCAAAUGCGUGGUGGCCAUGCCAUGCAUGGCCAGACUCUAACAUGUUGCCAUUCCCUUGAUACUGGGCAUUGCAACAUCAAUUUAGAAGUCAACAAAAUUGUGCGAGAAGGGAACUACACAAGUUUAGGGAUCCCAUUCUGAAGCUUCUGUUUAGUAGAAUUUUUGAUGGUCCAUGUGCUGGUCUUGAAGCAGUACUUUUUUAACCUUUGAUUAGGCAAUAAUAAGUUAUUCUUUUGGUUCUGUACUUGUAAUUUUGAAUAUUAAUAUCGAUUGUGCAGAAUGCCUAAUUCAUUUUUCAAGCUAGAAAUUUAUUGAGUUUCUGUGAAAAUCAAACCUAUAUUCGGAAGCCAAAUCGAACAAAUGAAGAUGUGAUUCUUAUGGGUCUGAUGUAGACAACAAAAUGGCGUUACUUAUUGUUCAGGUUGUAAGGUUAGUUUUUCGAGAAGGAACACCAUCAACGGUUUAGUGUAGGAAUCAAACUUGCAACGAACGAAAAAGUAUGGAUUGUUUUAUUAAUAAAGAUUGUAAACCUAGAAUAUCUAGUCUUGAUCGGCAUUGAUAACCAGAAAUACACAGACCUUUACAUGGAUCAUGGUUUUUCCUAUAUCCUGAUAAGUAGUACAAUCUGUUGCCUAGUAUAUCUGUUGCCAAGGUCAAAAGUGGCACUAACGGUGUUGAAGACCGUAUUAUUGGCACAUGUAGUUAUGCGCGAGUACUAGAGGGUUGUUUGACAAGACUGCGUAAAAUUUUCCAUUAUCAGAGUAGUGGCAAAUUUAUGACUCACAUUGCAUAUUUUUACCCUUUAGUUUACUUUUCAACCUGUGAACAAAAUAAAAUACUUUUGAAUAUGUAAGCAUAAAUAAUUGAAUUAUGUUAUUAAACUUUUUUAAGAUGACAGAACGACACUUUAUUUUGUUGUAAAUCUAGAUGCAUACUUGAGGAAACAAACUUGAACUGAAAUUCUCAAUGACCUUAUCUGCAUCCAAGAUAGCAAGCAACUAAGAGGAAGAUUCUUCAUGGGCAAAAAGUGAAUUUAUUUUGUUGAUGACAUAGUUUAAGUGGUGAGCGGAUGACUUGAAAGUCUAUUGGAGGCGGUUUUGUUAACUUUAAACUUGAGAUGACCUGAUAUUGAUAUUGCAAUGUGUGGAUCUGAAUUAGUUGAAUGAUGCAAUCAUUCCAACAUAACCAAGCUUUUGUCAAAGUGGAAGAAAUAUUACUAUUUCUUUACUUUCUUUCUCGUUAAGGGCUGUGUAAGAUGAAUGUGAAAAUUAAACACUCAUUUUUUGGAGGUAGACUUAAAUGCUAGUGAAGAUAUCAAUAUUAAUGAUGAAUAAGAUAUCACUAUUUAGGACAGUGAAAUAACCUAUGAAAAUCCAGUAUAUUAUCUAGCAAAGACAAGACCCAUGGUGUUAGGAUUUAUACUUUUAGUAAUAUAACUCGUGAUAAGUUUAGGGAUUUUUGAAUAUUUAUAAUUUUUAUGGCAUUUGCAAUUACGAUCAGUGAAUUCAUGUGUAUUCGUCUUAUCAAUCAGACAUUUGAAAGUUUCCCUUUAAAAUGAUCUUCUUACGUAAUUGAAAAAAGAUGUUGCCUACCCUCCUUGCCCUGUCAUGUAAGCAUAAGGCGAUCAACCGAGAUGCUAGUCCCUUAAAUUUUUUUAUUUACUUUAAUAUAGUUAUCCUCAUGUAAGGGUUCUUAGAUUCUCAACUUGAAGACUUUUUAUUCUUUGAAAAGUUGUUUUGGAGUCCUGGGUCACACAUGAUGGACGUGACUAGUCUUGGAAUCUGGUGAUAAAGACAAGAAUGAGAAGUAUUGGAACCUAGGAUGCGACAUUUUAUAACUAUAAUGGAACAUUUCAUCUAUUGAUUGGUUUUUCAUCCUUUAGUUGUCAUCAGAGUCCUGGCUAAAAGUGGGUUUCAAAGUAGUAAGUGCUGCCAAAGGAAAUGACAAUACCUAUGCCAAGGAAAUAAGAGAUUCGUGAGAUGUCAGAGGUGGGGAAAUUGAGGUUUCGGAAAAUUUCAUGAACCCAUAAACACGUUCUGUGGACAUAGACCCAUAGAUAGAGUUUUUCAAGAAACCAUUGGAAUUGAUUGAUACCUUCCUCAAAAAAGACUGGACGAAAAAUAGUAUGUCCAUUGUUUGGACCGUAUGGUUAAGAAAGCCAGUAUGCAGGUAAAAAAAUAUUUCGUUGUAUUCGUCUAGUGAUAUUUUCAACCAAGUCUCUUGUCGGAAUGGAUUACUUUUUUUCUUUUUUAUUGAUUCUUUUACCUUGGCAAUUUUCUCUAAAAGGUAAUGUUCUCGUACUGUAAUAGUAUAUUAACUGUGCACGGUAAAGUCAUGCUCGUGAUUUAAUGUAGCAGUAUUGUACAUUGUAAAUGUCGUUCUUGCAUUUUGUACAUUGCGUGAUUUAAUGUCUAUUUUUUCUGAUCAAUUUUUUUUUGUGUUUGAUUUGUCUUUCAGUCUUUCAGCUAUUGCAAAGAAAAGACCUUCCUUCUAUGGGCGAGUACUGCCUGUCUUACUUGCCUUGAACCCAGAAAGUACAGUUAUUAAAGGAGUGGAAGGCCCUGGCGCUUAUCAUGGCUUGAAGAGUGCAUUUGUGACCUGCUUGCAGUGCACACAUCCUGCUGCAGCGCCGGUAUCUUUGGAUAUUGAUCUUUGUGUUGGCUGUGCUAGAAUAGUGUACUGUUCGUUACCAUUAAAAUUUGUAGUAUUAUAAAACUUAUAGAGAACAACGUCUAAAAAAAAUCCUACUUCGAAAAGCUAACUAUAAGGAGCAACCACUCAAUGAUUAGUUGUUUCCGUUUCAUUUCUCCAAUGGUAUAAGGCUAUAUAGAAAAAUGUGCCAGAAAUAAAUACCUUUCGUUAAAGUUGACUAUGAGCCACUGUAACCUAUGGUUGAUAUUAAACAUGGCAGGAUAAGCCUUCGAUAGUUUUUGUCAAAUGCAUGGUGAGAUGAACUUGCACACGUGUCUUAUUUUCUCGAUGUCUUAUUCUGUAACUUCCAUGGAGAACGACCAAGUUUGAGUAUUAAUAGGUGGAGUCCCUUUCAAAUUGAUUUUCUUCGGGUCAAGUAUUCCUUUGAAAUGUGAUACAAGAACAUAUGUCUAUGGUCACAUGCCGCAUCCAAUUUCUUUUCUCCAUUGUAUUGCCUAAAUUAUGUUAAGUCCUAUAAAUCAAUCUCAGUGCAUCCUGCAUCUAGCUUGGAACUCGUCUUUCUAAUAUGACGUUCUAAUAUUUUUCCCCCAGAGCUUUUUGCAUGCAUUUUUUCCGAUUGAAGUAGUUUUGCAGUUUUUCUUUUCCGAUAUUUUUCUAGAUAUAAUCCAUAGAAGUUUUAAUAGAGAAAUGUGCUUGGGAACAUCCAUAUAGAUGCUCGUAUAGAAACAUGCAUAUAAACACUUCCACCCACACAGGUGGUAUAACUGACUUUUAUUUCUUUCUUGUGACGAAAAUUUAUGGAGCAUACUCUUUUCCCAUGUUUUUUUUUCCUUCGAAAAUUUUGAUUUUUUUUCUGCCUUGUUAAUAUGAACUGGAUUUAAUGUAGACUUCGCUUGUAUUGUGUAACCACUGUAUGCGGGGGAAAUCAUGUUAUCUCAUGGUCCAUGUAGUGGCGUCCCCGUUUAGAGGAAGCCUUAAAGGCGUUGAAUGCUGGAACAUCAACUAACCAGCCUGUUCGUGUUGAUAUGGACCAUGGAAGUAUUUCGUCAGCAACCAUGGAGGAUAAAUUGUCUGUUAAGGUACUUCUAUUGCGUUAAAUUUCAAUUUUUUCUUAUUGUGUUUUAAUGUCUUACCUUUGAAUUCAAUAAAUAUUUUUAGGACGAAAACGUAUUGUUCGGGAGAAGUAAUGAGGUCCAAGUUGAGCCAACAAGGAAAAGAAGCAUAAAAGAAGAACCUAAGGAUUGCAUGGAUGAUGAUAUUACAUAUGGGAAGCGAGCUAGAACCUCACCAGUCAUGUCUCAAGAGGCCGUGACAGAAUCAGCCCUGCCUAAUCAAGAUCGUGUUUCUGAUGUCCCACAGAAUAAUGUAAAGGCUUCAAUGGGUGUUGGAGACAACGGACCUAUUGAACAACUUGUGGGCACGUUUGGUGCAUUGGUUGCCCAGGGUGACAAAGCUGUGCAGUUGUUAGAUAUUCUUAUUUCAAGCAUUUCCUCCGACUUGUUAGCAGAAGUAGUGAUGACUAAUAUGCGACAUCUACCACCAAGUUGCCCUAAGAUUGACAAUGAGCAGGAGGAAAAUGACAUUGGUUUGGAUUCCAGCAUGGUCGGCGGCGGUAAGGCUUUUAUUCGGCCUUCAUUUUUGCUUGAUAUUUUGUCACUAUCAAGCGCAUCAACUCCGGCUCCUUCUGUAACUGAUGAUAUUUCUGUACGUCCCUUUUUCUUUUCUUACAUAAGAUGAGUCUGCGAAUAAAUUUAUCUCAUUUUUAUUUUAGUUUAAAUAAAGCACUUUCAUAUUUCUUUUUAGUUGAUAUCAAAAUUUUCAUUUGUUCUUUAAUUUUUGUCAAAGCUUCAAAUGAAGAAGGAAGUGAAAAUAGAGAUCAUGGUUGACGCUACCUCGAUUUCUACUUGUGUUCAAGAUGAUGCUAAGAAAAUAUCUUAUGUUGAUUCUAUGCAAUCUGGUGUAUCAACUACGGCAAAUAUUUGUGGGACUGCUGAUGUUCCGCCAUCUGUUAGUCAUAGUAUAGAAGGAUCUCAGAGUAGUAUACCUGGUCUGGGGACCGUUGCUCACAAUGAAAUGUCAGAACUGGCAAACAUUUCGCAAUCGUCAACAUCUGAGCUCGUGGGAUCCAGCCAAGGGAUGGUCAUAAGUUCGGAGAGCAAAGUGCUUUUUGAGACUAAUUUGUCGGGCUCGAUGCCAACUUAUGUUUCAGAGACACCUAGCUCGAGUGCAACUCUUACAGACAGUGGCUUUCCUGCAUCCACAAACUCAACAUCUGUUCCAGUAUCAUCUCAGUAUUCCCUUCCAAAGAUGGUGGCACCCGUCAUCAAUCUUACAGAUGAACAAAAAGAUCAUAUGCAAAAAAUAGCAUAUAUGCGCAUCAUUGAGGCAUACAAACACAUUGCAGUUGCUGGUGGCAUUCAACUACGUUUUGCUUUGCUCGCCUGCUUAGGAGUAGAGGUAAAUGUUUUAAUUUGUUUAGCUGGCUUCUGAUUUUCCUCCAUUGCUUAACUUCGACCUUUUUUUGGAUGAAUUUUACGUGAAUGGCAUUGAAAUUUGAUCUGCGACUGAUCAAAAUCAUAUCAAAGUCAUAUUCGUUCAUCUUCAGACGUGAAAUUUCUUUCCAUCUGAAAGUGAAAUUGAUCCCAUUGUACUCUGUCGUCUAGUUAUUCUCUUUUUGAUCAGUUGGGCCACAUUGAGGAAAUUUUUGUUUUGCCUGAAAAUUCUGUAGGAAACAUCUGUGCUAUAUUAAUAGCAUGACCUACAGUUCUGUAAAAGUGAGAAAAUCGCUGGAGAGCUAAAAAAAGCUUCUGGAGCUUGAACAGACACAUCAUGUUAAAUCAAUUGCCCGAUCUAUAUCCAAUCUGCAACCAAAUGGUUUUUGGUGAAAAAUCUAGGUUUUUUAUUUCUCCAAGUUAAAUUUUAUAUUAAAAAAUAUUAUUUACAUAUCUUUCGAGUUUUUAUUAUUCUUAAUAUUCCUGUAAUUAUUUGUAGUGAUUAUUUCCGUAAUCUAUUCCAAAAUUUAAAUUCGGCUGACCAAAGAUUAAAAUUUCAGUUCAUUUCAUUGAUGUAAUACAAUCAAUACUAUUGUUAGUACUGCUGUUUGUAGAUUGGAACCCUUGGAGGUGGGCUGAUUGGCCAACUAUCGGUGAUCUGGGAGCCACCCAGACUUCUUCCUUCUUUUGAACACGUUUUUUCAGUCUUUUAUUGUCCUCUCUUUUCUUCAAGAUUUCGUUUUUCCUAAAAUCCUUCCUUUGAAAGCUGAAACUACCCGUUUAUAGAGGUCUGACAUUAAGACCAAAUAUGAUUGUUGCAGUCCUGUCAGUCAUGGCAGGCAUCGCCAAAAUCGGUUCUGGGAAUGUCCUUUUUGCAGGACAAUCCAUGAGGACUUCACUGGCCAUAUAUUUGGGCGACCCAUUUGGUAUUUUCUGGAACGGGAUAGAGGAUGAAUUAUCUAAAUCAUUAGUCCCAGACAAUAAUCAUUUCCCCUUGUUUCUCCCAUUCCUUUUAAGCUAAGCGCAUAAACUUGGUCUGGCGCAUCACGGUGAUAUUUCUCUAUUCUAUACUCGAAGCAUGCUGGACCAGCAUGGAAUCUAAAUGUGAAAAUUUGUUCUCCAACUUUGUAUGGCUUUGUAUAACUGUUAUACAGUCUCUCCUGGCUUUCCUGUAAGCAUCUGAGUAUAAUAUUGACCCCCGACCAAAAAAUAAAUGGAGAAUAUGCUAGGUUUUCAGAAUUUGGAUUGAUUUCGUCUAAUUUUAUCUUAUUUUCUUAUCUGAUCAGCUAUCCAUUUUGCAGUUUCCAUUAGAACUAGAUGCAUGGGGGCCUCUGCAAAAGCAUAUGCUGGAAGAUUAUUUGAAUCACGAUGUAUGCUUUCCUACCCCUUAUAAUCUCUCGUCAAUGUCUUGUUUUCAAUCAACAUCUGUGUUUUUUCUUUGCUAUUUUCUAGGAUGGAAUGACGAUCCAUCAGUUGGCCUAAUUAAUCUGCUACUUGGUUUUUCUUUGAUUGUUGCGAUUCUUGUUUUUGCAUUCUGUGGUGCUUUUAUAAACUUCUUUUAACUUGCAUGCUGUUGAAAAUAGAGAAAAAAAACCUCAUCGCGAAGGACAGAGGGGAGAACGGCAGAAACCGCCUCAAGAUUCAUUCAACUGUAACCCCCAUUAUAUAGGGAGUAAUGAUACACAACUUUUACCAAAACACCCUCAACUAAUUACACUAUUUUCCUACGACCUAGAAUUUCCAACACAUGCUUAUGGUACUAUAAUAUAUGUUGCAUGUGGGCUUAUUUUUCUUUCAUUGCACAAAUGUGGCUGAGUUAUCGUUUCCUCCUCUUUUGCACGGCUCUUAACUCGAGUUAUUUAAAAACGUGAAUAAUGAUGUACAAAUAUGAUAUCAGUCUAUAGAUAGUUAUUGUGGGGUAUCAUUCAAGAUAUUGCAUACCAAAAAAAGGGCGAGUCACCAACAAAGUUGGCGCCAUGACCGAUCAACAUUUUACCCAUUCCACUUAGUCGCUCUCAUUAGUCUGAAUGCAUUUUUAUUGAUUUCUCUAAAAACUGGAUCUCGGUCUCAGAUCUCAUGGUAUACAUAAAGCGAGAUGUGAUACAGGAGUAGCAUCUAGCGCUUUUGAUAAGUUCUUUCGCUGCUUUUAAUUAUGUUUCCUUCAAUCUCUGCUUUUAACCAAUUUUAUUUUCACUGAGGUCUUGCUGAAACAGUUCUAGUUUAUUCUGAACUAAGAUAUUACACCUUCAUGUGUUAUCCACUCCCUGAAAAAGUUCUAGCCAAUUAUGGGUUUAUAAAUUGCCAUAGCGAUACUAACUAUGGCGUUGCACCUUUUCAUCUGAUAUGGCAACAUUAUGUGACAUCUACUCACCGCAUUCUUCUAACAUAUUCCUAACAUACGCAGGAACUUCACAUCUUCUUUUUGUAUGUCAUUAUGACUGUUGGUAUUCCUUGAUUGAUUAGUUUCUUAAACAGAUAUUAGGCUUGACUAUAGUUGAAUUUUUUUUAAAGUAAUCCUAAGAUUGAAUUUUCUGAAGUGGAUUGCCAUCAGGAAUGAGGUUUUUGUAAUUUGUAUGGGUCUUUUCCCAGGUCCCAUAUAGGACAUUUCUGAUAUAUACCAGCUCGGGUACUGUUGUAUGCCAUAGAUGAUGGCACAAUUGAUUUGUCCGAGAGGAUUUCGCUUUCUUGUUUGAAAGAAAAUCCAUGUGAUUUGGGUAUCUAAUCAAAUUUUCUUCUAAUAACCAAGUGGUACUCAUAGUGAAUGAGUACAGUUUAACAGGGUAAUAUUCACUAUGUUGCCCUGUAUCUUAAACGUAAGGAGUCAAUGCCCCUUUUGGACAUGGAGAAGUGUUUCUACAUUGCUGGUGUGAUUCCUUCUCGUCAAGGUGAACUUAAAAUGUAUUAAUAUAGUUUGGUAUUUUAACGUAACUUUUUACAUCCUUUAAUUUAAACUGAAGUCCCUAUCUUUUCUGUUUUUAUUAUACUCGACAUUAUUUGUUCUUAUAUUGUUAGGUUCAUUUGUGUAGUGAUAUUUUUGGGGUUGGCUUAUACAUGAAUCCUUUCCACUGAUUGGAAUCAUUCUAAUUGCAUCUCUUUGAUGAAAGAAAACUCUUGAUUAACCGGCUUAAAAAUGAUGCUAAAAAUAGAUGAAAUUUAAGUGGAAAUUUGAACGGGGAACGAUGUCUAUUUGAAAAAGGACGAAAAUAGUAAAUUGGCUGCCAGUCGGAAGGUAACGGCCAGAUGGUCCAUCUCUCUCGCCUUUGAGGAAAUGUUAUUCAUAGGACCUCGUUGCCCUCCUGAUUGCAUUGUUGACGAGCUCCACUGAAAUCAGCAGUGGGAGCUGGGAAAGAAGUUGGCACAACCACAGAGGAAGAAGCUCUGUUGGAAGGGGAGGAAGGGACCGCUAACUCUGGCAGUAGAAGAAUGAUCUACUGGCAGAAGUGACAGCACGAGCUGAAGGAGUCACCACUUUACAGUUUGACGUAACCAGCCUUCCAUCUUACACUAGCUCCUAUAAGACUGGAGAAUUGUGUAAAACUCAAGCGUUUAAUCUUCCUGUGCAUAAAUGUUUUGAUACCGAAAGAUUAUACUGUCUUUUCAAUGAGAUGGAAAGGCUUUCAUUUCUUCUAGUUCUGAUUCUUCUUCCUUUACAGUUUUUACCUGUAAAAAUGAAAACUUCCUACCCAACGAAGAGAAAGAUCUUUUUAUCACUCCAAGUGUAACACGCCUCAGUGACUCUUGCUAAUAUUUUUUCUUUUUCAGGGACAUGAGUUGACAUUAAAUGUCCUCUACAGGUUGUAUAGGGAGUCAGAACAGGAUAAAGACUUCUUCUCAUCGACAACUGCUAUCUCAGCUUAUGAAACAUUCCUUCUAACUGUGGUGCGUAAUCGCUUUUUCAUGUUAUGACUUGAAUGGAUGUGCUGAUCUGACAGUCUAUCACUUGCUUUUUCUUUGUAGGCUGAGGCUCUUCGCGAUUCUUUUCCUGCUUCAGAUAAGUCUCUAAGUAGGUUACUUGUCGAGGUGCCUUACCUUCCAAAAUCUGUGAUAAAGCUGUUAGAGUGCAUGUGUUCUCCGGAGAGCACUGAAAAAGAUGGCAGGGAAUCUCAAAACGGUGAUCGUGUUACUCAAGGGCUAAGCACCGUUUGGAGCUUGAUUCUACGAAGGCCUUCUAAUCGUGAUAUUUGCUUGAAGAUUGCUCUUCAGGUUGUGAUUCUCCUUUUGCACUUCUGUCUUUGAUUUAUGUACCUCAUGAAAUCAAUCAUUUUUUUGUAUUUAAUUAAAAAUGGAUGUCGUCUCUCUUGUCCUUUCACUUCUCUGAGGAUUGAAUACUGUCUUAGUUUUGUUUAACGGGGAAAUUUCCUUCAAAUUUGGAAGAGGAUGAAGCUUUCUGGCAUUCCUGAUCUUUGUUCUCAUUCCUUUGUUAGAUCAAUGAUGUUCCUGAAACUCCUUCUGUUAUACUUUUUCUUAUCUGGAUGUUUUGAGUGAGGGAUGUAUGAAUGUUCGUCAAAACAUCAGGUAGAUCUUCAAGUAACGAAGUAAUGUUGUAAAAAAUGUGUUUGAAUGAUCUGAAUGUAAAUUUUAUUGUUCCGAAAAAAUUCUCUAAUAUGACAGCAUUUGCAUUUAUCCGUGCUUCUUGUUUUCUUCUCUCUCUACGGGUUCCUUAUUUUAUUAAUUUAAACUUGUGCAUGAAAUUUAGAGGUUUCUACUUUGAAACGGGUCUCCAUUUCUUGCGAUUCCAUCAAAACCUCGCUAUCCAUUUUAUAUCCAGUCUAUGACACUGGAUCAGACGGAUUGAAUCAUGUCUUCAGGCUUGAUUGCGCUUUAUCUUGUUGAACCAAUUAGUUGUGUACAACUUUAAUGGAAAACAUUAUCUCCUAGCAUGUACGUUUAUAAUUUAGUUGAUACGCUGAUGUUUGGGAAAGCAUUACUGCUACCUUUUCUUUUCCUGCUAUGCUUAUUUACAUUGAGAAUUAGAUGGCGUCCCCUUGAAGUAUCGAGCAAGCAUGCAUCCUAGAUGCUUCUUUUUCUUUCAUUGACGAAUAAUUUUGUUUCCCACUUGAGUAGAGCGCGGUUCAUCAUGUUGAAGAAGUUCGGAUGAAAGCAAUACGUUUGGUGAGCCUUUGGACAUCUUGACUAACGGUUUUUCACAUCUUAUAGUUUAAAUAAUUACUUUCUUGUGUUGAUCAAUGCAGGUAGCAAACAAAUUGUUUCCUAUGCCCAGCAUUGCUAAAAAAAUUGAAGAUUUUGCCAAUGACAUGCUUUUCUCAGUGGUGGAUCAGCUUACUCCAAGAGAGGGUCCUGACUCUGAGGGCCUUCCAAAGGUAUUUCAAAAUAAUUUUUCUCUUUACAAUUCUUGUUCUCUGGUGCAUGCUGGGUUCUACAGCAAAACUUAAUUAGUUUUAAUGUUGUAUCAAAUAAGCUGGAAUUGAAUCGGUUCAAUAUGAUGCACUUUAAAGGGGGUCGAUAUGAUUCAACUCAAUUUUUACACAUUUUUGUGGUGUUGAUAUGAUGAAAAAUUGUAUAAAUAGAUAAAGAUCAAUAAUGAUAACAGCAUCACGAACAUUAAAGCAAAAUCACUGGUAGAUGUCUGCAUGUUCACCUUGUAUGAGUGUUUCAUACCAACAUUUGACGUGUUUUCAUUGUGAUUUACUGUUAUCACGCGCCUUCUUACUCCUUUUUUUAAUGUAAACCAUUUUGGGAUCUUUGGAUUAUCAUUGUAUGCCCAAGGAUCUGAUUUCGUUUAACAUGGUAGGUAACACGUGCCAUGGUAUCAUUUGAGGAAACAAUCCAUUAAUUGCUUAGUUAAUUGAUAUCUUAAACAGGAUGCUGAUUCAGGAAGGGAAAUUGACGAAGGAUAUCCACUAGGGUCUGUGAUUAGGAAUGAAAUUUCUUCUGCUAGUAUUGAGACUUCCGGAACCCAAAUUGUAUCAUCCUCUUCAGUUUUGGAGGCUCAAAGACGCAUGUCACUCUAUUUUGCACUUUGCACCAAGGUAUGGCAUCAUAUUGCGUUCCUGAUCAAGUACAGCUGAUGUAUCCUUGACUGGUGUUCCCGUGCCAUUUUGCAAGAGGGUACCAGUGAAAUAAGUUAUGCUAUUCUUUUGAUUUCUCAUUGAAUAAUAUGUCUAUGCGGGUAUGUACAGAAACAUUCCCUUCUUCAGCAACUCUUUGCUAUCUACCGGAGCAUGCCAAGGUCUUCGAAACAGGUGUCAUUGACUGAUUGCAAAGUCGUUAAAAGAUAUCCCACAUUAUGGGACUUGGUUGAAAUAUCUUUUGCCAAUUUUCGUAGCAUUAUCAAUGUGUUCUCUUUGUUGUCUUUUUUUACAGGCUGUUCAUGGACAUAUUCCGAUCUUAGUUCGUACUGUAGGGUGUUCUCCUGACCUUCUUAGAAUUAUUUCAGAACUACCUGAUGGCUGUGAGGGCUUACUUAUUCAGGUUUUCGUGAAUAUGUUUUCUUUAGUUGGUUGUCAUCUAAGAUGAGCCGAAUAUAAUGGUUUUAUUCCUCUAUGAGCAGGUUCUAAAUACAUUAGCAGAUGCGAUGGCUCCUCCUGCAGAAUUGUUAUCUUCUAUCAGAAAGUUGUAUGAAUCUAAACUGAAGGUAGAAUUUAUUGUUGUCCUGGUUAAAUGCGUUUUAAAAAAAAGCAUAAUGAGAACCUUCUGUUGCUUACUUUGGAUCACUUUGUUUCAGGAUGUCGAAAUUCUUAUUCCAAUAAUAUCUUCUCUAUCAAAACAUGAAGUAUGCUCUCUGUCUCUUUCUCACUCAUUUACUCUGUCUGUCUGUCUCUCUCGAUAUGUAUGUAUAUUGAUAUAUCCAAAUAUAUUUAUAUUGUGUUUCAAUCAUUCCUUUGUUGACGUGUUCGUGUAUACACCUAAAAGUAUACUAAAGAUGACCCGGUAGUUUUUGUUUAAUUGUCAUGCCGUUUGCAUUAUGUAACCCAGCACACUGGGAUCGAAGUUUUCUUCCAUUAGUUAUUUCUACACUUAUCAGAAGAUGCAUUCAUUGGAUAUUGCUAAUCGAUGUGGAUGUACUUCUUCUCAUGAUUAUAGGUCCUUCCCAUUUUCCCCAAACUUGUUAAUCUUCCCCUGGAUAAGUUUCAACUAGCUCUGGCACGUAUGUUACAGGUACAAUGCAUACUUUUAUGCCGGGUUUUCCCUCUCUUUUUUGUCAUACAUCUGGUAUAGCUUACAUAUACUUGUGAAUGUGUUAAAAUGUCACAUUCCAUUAUAUUGUAUUUUUUGUAUCUAUAGAUAUUAUCAUUCUUUACCUGACAUACUGAUUUGCAUUUUUUUUUAAGUUGUAUUAAAAUUUCUACUGCUUUUCUGCUUCUACUGUUUAUUGGGGUUUUUGACUGAAACUUUUUGAAGCUAGGAGUUCUACCCUUUUUUUAGCUUAUUGUAUUUGUGUAAUUUUAUACCCUUUUGAAGUUUUUUUUGUCCAACUGUUCUGGUUUUUGCCCCCAGGCUUCCGGUUUUGUUGAUUGUACUACAUUAAGAGGAAUAAGUAUGGUCUGUGAUGAUGUGAUUUUCGGUCUUUUAUGGGUACAAAAUAAAGGAAGUAUGGUGGUAUAAAAUGGGGCGAAAAUUGUACACAAUCAGGCCCAAAAGUAGAAAGGGAAAUGUCUCAAAAAGGAAAAAAGGGAGAGAACUGCACGUUGGAUUGGAUGAUUACGUUUCCAUCAGCUCUGAAGUCCUCUGCCAUACUCUCGGUGGAUAAAAAAAGUUAAAUCGACAAAACCUUGAAGCUUGAAGAAAGGAACUCUUAUAGGGGCACUGAAAACAAUAUUUCCUGUUACUCUUCUCGAAUAUUAUCCAUGCUAACGGGGAUCCAGAUCGCUAGUGGCUUACAUGUGUACUAGCUAGCUCAAGUCCUGUUGGCUAGCUGUGAACCUGUUGACCCAGGAGUUCACUUUCCCGUAUGAGCAUAGCCACUCGAUUGGGGAAUACCCAUGAUAUUUCUGUUUUCUUAUUUUAUAUUAGUAUUUCUCUGGAGAGGACACGUACUCAUUUGUAUAUUUCCCAGAAAGAUCAGCAAUUUUUGCAAAUGUGGAAAAUGCCAUUUGGAAACUGUGUACUUCCAGUUGAACAAGUAUAAGGCAACCCGUCAGGAUUUCAAAUGCAGAAACGGGGCAUAACAUGGAGCUCUGCCAUAACCAGGAACCUCUUUAAUCCCAAUUGAUGCAAUGCUCGUAGAAUUGGGAUUGGAUCUCUUUUUGGCCAUCUCUGAUCCCUGAUUCAGAUCGGAUUUGCCAAGUUAGCCGAUGUAAUAGGGGACCCAUUUGAUUAAAAAGGUAAAAUGAUUUUUUUUAACAAUUAAGAAUAUGUAAGCCAUAAAGAUCCCAUGUGUAAUCGGUUUUAGAGGAUCCCGUCCAUUUCUCCUCGAUCAUCUUCUUUUGGUAGCCAUGAACCUGGAAGGCCACUGAAGUCAGUCCACUGAUCUACGUGAGAUCGAGUGAUUUUAUUUUAAUUUCACCUGCUGUGUACGUCUGGGCUUUAUCCUCAUGAUUGGAUUGAUGACUCCGGAUCCAAACUCUGACUGGAUCAAAGUAUCUACUUAACUCUCGAGUAAUGUCAUCUCCUCCUUUCCCUCCGUGCUGAUAUUUGUCUACUCUUCUAUAUCCCUACCGUCCUGCCUUCCACUUCAUUAUCCUGAAAUAAAGUUAUUAUGGUCUCUUUGGAAAACACGAUGAACAUGCAACUUUGGAUUUUUGAAUGCAACUUAUUGGAAAUUUAAUAAUUAACUCGUCAAUAUGCUGGAGACCCAGCAAAGCGACGUGUCAAAAAUGGUAGAGAGAUUUUAAGGUUAGAACAAUUCGUAGACCACCCCCCUAACAUAGUUAUAUAGUGGGAUGGAGGGGGUUACCUGAGAAGUCAGAUCCUGUAGGCUGGCAUAGAAAAUGAAGCGGAUGUGCUUUUUUUUUUCAACUUCUAGUGUCAACAUACGAGAUUAUCCGAGAACUCUGGCCCUCUAGUCUUUAAAUCUGUCGUAUCACGGUCAAAUUUAUAGAUCUUUUAUACCCUUGGCUUACUUUUGUUCACAUUACUGAUGUUUAUUCGUUCGCCUGUCUUUGGUAAUGUGUUUUCUGAGACAGUGUGUAUGACUGUAUCAUAAUCUUUUUUGUGUGAAACUGUGCAAUUUAUCAUUAAUCUAUAGAUUUACCUAAAAGUUCUCGUUCGUGCCAUCUAUUUUCUCCAACGUAGGCAUAAAAAAACAGAGUGAAUAGAAAACGCACUCUUUCAACCAAUUAUAGUGCAUUUGUACUUCUUUUUAUGUUGGUUAUGUUUAGUGUUAUCAUUCUUCUUAAUUGUAGGGUUCACCACACAGUGGUCCCUUACUAACACCGGCAGAGGUUUUAAUUGCAAUUCAUGAGGUUGAUCCGGAGAAAGAUGGUAUUCCCUUGAAAAAGGUACGGAACUCUAACUUUUAACGUUUUCCGGUCUAAUAUGGAUGGAACAUAAUGAAUGACUAAGAUGGCUAUUCACAGGUUAUGGAUGCAUGCUCUGCUUGCUUUGAGCUAAGGCAGGUGUUCACUCAACAAGUUUUUGCAAAGGCUUUGAACCAAUUAGUAUGCAUCUGACGCUAUCUGGAAUAAGUUUUUACUCGCUAUAUUUAAAUGUUCCAUUUAAAUGUUUUCUUAUUUAGAAUACUCUUGCUUGCAGGUUGAACAAAUCCCUCUUCCGUUGUUGUUCAUGCGUACCGUGAUACAAGCAAUUGGCGUAUUUCCUUCCUUGGUGAGCAAGCAUCUAUAGUGUACUAGAAUGUGGUGCCUGGUUAUGACCAUUCCUCUCAAAAAGAUGGUGUUUGUCAACCCAUGCCUCAUAAACAGAUUUAAUGCGGAAAAUAAUGAAACAUACUAUUCUUCUGUUCUGACAUUCCCCUGCAUCAUUUUUAAAGGCUUUUGAGUUUCAUUAAAUUGAGUCAGUCAUGUAUGUUCAUGUCAUGGAGAAGGCUUCUUGGUGAACUACUAUUUUUUGGUUCUAUUUUUUUUAGAUAUUAUCUUCUUGCUUUCCUCUUGCUUUCGCUCUUUCGUUGAUUGAAAAUGCAUUUUAUAUUCACUCAUUUUUCAUUAAAGUUAUUUAAUUUUAAACUUUUUUUUUUCUGUGAUGUAGGUUGAUUUUAUAAUGGAGAUCCUUUCGCGACUUGUUAACAAGCAGGUGAUGUAUGAAAUAUUCAAUAUGUUUUGGUUUCCGUUUUUCUGGGCACCUAUAGCCAGUAUGGGUCUAUGUGGUCUCAUUCUUAUCUACAUACUCUGUCUGUUGUAUUGCCUUAUUUAGUAGUAUAGCGUCAUAUUACCUUGCCAGUUUGAUAUUUGUCCGUUACUCUGAUUUUAGUUCUCCCUUUACAUAUCACUGCAGAUAUGGAAAUAUCCAAAAUUAUGGGUCGGAUUUUUAAAGUGCACUCUCCAGACAAAGCCACAAUCCUUCGGUGUUUUACUGCAGGUUGGUCUUUAUGGAUUUGCUUUAUAAUUCAAGAACUCUCUUGAUCACAUCCAUGAUGGGACUGUUCUUAUGAUUUCAGCGUAGACUUUUAAGUCGGAUGGAAGCACAGGUUAAUUAUUUUUAGAAUGGUUUAUUAUGCAAGCGGCAUGUUCCCUGUUAUUGCUUGUAUCUAAGAACCUGCCUGAUAAUCAGCUGGGGAGCCUUUCAUUGUAGACAUUCUUGAAUGGUGGAGGUUUAAUAAUUUAUUUAUUUAUUUCCAGAAUUGAAAUGGCAUGAUGCUGAGAACGUAUUUCUGAUGAGAAAUUGGAUUUUUUUUUUUAUAAAAGUUCAUUUUUAAUGAUAUUUAUUGUGCAUUUAUCGGUAACAUUCUUGUCCAAUGCUAUUUUACAUGAACUGAAAAACCUAGAGUAUUUUUUAAAAUGGUAUUUGAAUAUGGAAUUCGCAGUUACAGUCUAAUCCUGUGUUGUUUGACGUAGCAUUAAAUGAUGGGAAUCCAAAGUAGAUCCGGAGGCUAUAUUUUUAAGAGAUGUAAUUCUUUGAUCAUGGUUCUAGCAAAAUUUUAGUGGAAAAAACUUGGUGACUUUUUCACUUCCAAUUUUUUUUUUUUUUUCUAGAUUUUGGUUUUUCUCCCCCCUCCGAAUAAUUGAGUUGACUCGGCAGACUGAUUGAAUCUGGACUCUCAUAUGCUUUUUCGCUUGUUAACAAAAUCUCCAGGAUCUUCUCACCACAGGGAAACUUUUUUCUCGGUUACUGCUCACCUUAUGCCUUAUGUACUUGAUGGAACCUAACAAGUCAAAACAAGUUGGUUUACUGCCCGAAUAGCUGUGUGAAAUCAGAUAUAGUCAACUUCAUAGAUUUAAUAUGUGAUUUUUCUGCAUUUUAAAUUAUAUUUUUUGUUUGAAAAAUUACUUUUGGUCCGACUGUCAUGGCCUCUUUCUUUCUUUUUUUCUUUUUUCGGUCACAAGUUCUUGAUUUUAUUUGAUCAUUGUAGUUUUUGACUGUAGAUUGGAACUUGUGCUCUUUUGUGCUUUCAGUUGCCCGCGGCACAACUUGAGAAUGCCCUGAUCAGAAACCCUGCGCUUAAGUCUCCCUUGGUGGAGCACGCCGGUCAACCCAACAUCCGGUCAACGUUGCCCAGGUUUGCUCGUUGACUUUUAGAUAUUUCUUUCUGACGCUCAUGUGAGGUUGAAUGGGUGGCACUCUCCUGGACUUGUCUUUGGACUCGGGGGGUCAGGUUUGAACGAGGGCCUGAAUGAGGGUGAGCUAAAAACCUUGACGUCUCCGUUGUAAGGAAAUUACUGAGGGAUGUCAACGCUGACUUCACAACUUGGCCAUCUGGGUAGUCUAUCGGAGAAGUUUGAUGAGGGAAAUCGUCGUUGACUUUUCUUUUUGGUCUUCUGGACGCUCGUAAUAGGAAGCUAGAUGUGGGAAACCGACUAUUUGGUCGCCUGGGUGCUUGGUCUAAGAAUCGACGUUGACUUCUGUACUUGGUGUUUCAGGCCUACGCUGGCAGUGCUGGGGCUCGUAUCUGA